AUGAAUCAUUACCAGGAACGCAAUAAUAAUACAUCAAUAGAAGGUCAAGCCGUAGCUUCGACAAAAUUAUCAUCAAUAGAAGUAGCUUUAUGUGGAGCCGCCGCGGGAGCUGUCUCCAGAUUUGUAGCAUCGCCUCUAGAUGUUAUAAAAAUACGUCUUCAACUCCAGUCAGGGCGAUCAACGUUUGAAUUAUUCUCUGGACAAAAAUCCUUAAAUUCUGAUAGAAAAUAUAACGGAGCAUGGCAUGCAUUGAAAUUGAUCGUUCGGGAGGAAGGUGUUCGGGGUUUAUGGAAGGGUAAUCUAUCAGCAGAAUAUCUUUACCUAUCCUAUAGUGCCGUUCAGUUUUUGACAUAUCAACAAAUGCAAACUUUAUUCACAUUUAUCGAAAAAAAGCAUGGAAAACCAAUUAUUGAUAAAACUCUUCAACCAUUUUUGAGUGGUGCUGUUUGCGGAACGACGGCAACUGUCGCUACGUACCCAUUCGACUUACUACGGACGAGAUUUGCGGCGCAAGGAAACGUUAAGGUAUAUAAGGGAAUGUCCCAUGCCAUACGGCAGAUCUAUUCUAAAGAAGGAACUUAUGGUUUUUACAGAGGAAUUUCGGCAUCCGUGUUACAGAUCAUUCCGUAUAUGAGUUUAAUGUUUGGAAGUUACGAAAUUUUUAAGAAAUCAUUCCGACGUCUCGAGGAAAAAAAUUUAUGGGGCAGUAAUUUGAAAGGAUCAGAAGAUUUGUUAUGCGGCGCAAUAGCUGGAGUAAUCAGUAAAACAGGCGUGUUUCCACUUGAUUUAUUACGAAAACGACUUCAGAUAUUUAUACAAGACGGAUUUUUUGGACUUUAUAAAGGACUAACUCCUGCACUUAUAAAAAGUGCGCCUGUUAGUGCCGUUACAUUUUUUGUAUUUGGACAAACCAAAAAAUUGUUUGAAAAACUUCAUGGUAAUUGA
This is a messenger RNA of Acaulospora morrowiae, 945 nucleotides long. Lineage: Eukaryota; Fungi; Glomeromycota; Glomeromycetes; Diversisporales; Acaulosporaceae. The record is from the annotation of a GenBank genome assembly.